Messenger RNA from Schistosoma turkestanicum, 720 nucleotides. The record is from the annotation of a GenBank genome assembly. Lineage: Eukaryota; Metazoa; Platyhelminthes; Trematoda; Strigeidida; Schistosomatidae.
AAUGCUUCGAUGUUUUUAAUGAAUAAAUUAAUUGAAGUUCGUCAAUAUUAUUUUAUCAGCAACAUAAUAUUUGUUUCAAGUAUCGGCUGUUUUAUACUGUGAAUAUUUUCCUGAAUAGUAGUUAUACAAAUUAAACACAAGAAACAACAAUGAGAAAAGAAGAAAUUAAUGCUCUUCUCUCAGUAAUACGCGCUCCAAACAUACGAUUUAUGUUUAUGACAGCAGCCAUUUUAUUAUUUGUAACAUUUGGAGUUAUAGAAUUAUUAAAAUUUCAAUGGAAUGAACAAAACCUCUGGUACAUUAUUCGUCUUCUUUAUCGUAGAAGAUUCGAUCAUCAAUAGAAAAAACUCUGAUUGUUUUUUCUUUCGGCAGGAACACAUUAAUUACCCUCCAAUGGAUCAUUAUUUUCGGCAGUUUGUGUUUAUACUGCAUUUUUAAGGUUCAGAUUACACAAAAUACAAAUAUUAUCAAAUAAUUUCAAAGAAAAAAAAAUCAAAUAACAUGUAUUAUAUGACAUUGUUAUGCUUAUUUCAUUAGCCUGCCGUUUUCAUUGUACAUUACUAUUAUUUCUUAUUGGUGUUUUUCUUCCUUUGUUUUUUCGAUUUCAAUAAAUAAAUUUCAAAAUUAAUCUGAUAACAAUUUGAAUAUAAAUUCAUUGAAUAUUUACUUGAAAAUGGAUGAUUUAUUUGAUAUGCAAUUUAUUUAUAUUCUAAAGUGUCA